This is a messenger RNA of Vanessa tameamea, 4825 nucleotides long. Its product is annotated as transcription factor Sp3-like. The transcript has 16 exons. Gene Ontology annotation, biological process: regulation of transcription by RNA polymerase II. The coding region runs from base 470 to 2635 and encodes 721 amino acids. The record is from RefSeq and is a predicted model, not a curated record. Lineage: Eukaryota; Metazoa; Arthropoda; Insecta; Lepidoptera; Nymphalidae. Gene Ontology annotation, molecular function: DNA-binding transcription factor activity, RNA polymerase II-specific; RNA polymerase II cis-regulatory region sequence-specific DNA binding.
GCGGCUUGGCGGCCGGUCGCGAGAAUGGUGCGUACCGUACGUGAACAAAGGCAAAUAAUUGUUAGCAAGUGUCAAGUAGAUAAUGUCGUCUGAGCUCUCAAAAGUGCAAGUGGAAUAUAUUAGUGAGGACAAAAUUAUUAAGGUAAAACGUGGUGGCUUUGGGGUUAUAGUGUUAUUGUGUAACAGAUUGGACGCCAACGGGCAGCGUUCUCGUGUGUCGGUCGGUGCAGGGGGAGGGCGGGGCGAGCGCGGCCCCGGCCGUGUGGGGCCCGUCAGGCCACACGCAGGAGGUUGUGACCGCUUCGUGAGCUACUCCCUUGCCGAAAUAGCAUCAACAUCCUCCUUCAGAUUUUUUACCACCCAUUUCAAGUUUGUUCAUAAAGAAAACCUUAAUUGUUAGGAGGGCUGUGGCACCCAAUCACCCCUUGCAUUACUGGCGGCUACCUGCAGUCGUGUAGGCGCCGCCACCAUGGGGCCCGAUCAGCAGCAGCAGGAAAAAGAUCAGCAACAACAACAUUUCAGUCCACAGCAGCAACAGCAAGUGCAGCAGCAACAACAACAGCAGCAAGUACAACAACAACAGCAGCAAGUACAACAACAACAGCAGCAGCAGCAGCAACAACAACAACAGCAGCAGCAACAGCAACAACAACAGCAGCAGCAGCAGCAGCAACAACAACAACAACAACAAGUUCAACAACUAGUCCAACAACAAGUCCAAGGAGAUGCUGCUACACUUGCUGCAUUACAGCAGCAGUACUUGCAGCAGCAACAGCCUCAGAUGAGAGUGAUCAGUACAGCUGUUGUACAACAGCUUAGAGCUCAAGGCCUCUCGGGAAAUGAGUUGUCAGCAGCUAUAGUAAAUGCCGCUAGUACUGUCCCAAAUGGCAUACAAGUGCAGCAACCUCAGGUUAUAUCAAUGCAACAACUGCAGUCACUGUUAGGGGGUGGUGUGGUGUCCAGUAACGACGGUGCCACAUAUCAGAAUGCUCCACAACAACUGUUGCAGAUACAUCCGCAGCUUUUACAACAACAAGGAGGCGGAGUGGGGGGCGUGUACGGCGGCUGCGUGGUGGGGGGCAUGGCGCCGCUGCAGGCCGUCACCGUGGACGGCCAGGACGCGCUCUUCAUCCCCGCGCACCACGCACAGAAUUUCUCAGGCAUGGGUCAAGUGAGCCUCGUGAACGGUCAGCUAGUGAGGACGCCGGUGCUUCCUGCUGGUUUCCUGCAAAAUGUCAUGCAUUUGCCUGCAGAACAACAGGCCACCGUCACCAUCCCCGGUACUAACUUAACAAUCCCACUGAGCGCCUUGACCGGCAAUCAAAUGAUCACUAUCCCGGGCACGAAUAUCUCUAUCCCGGCGGGCGGGAUACAAAUCCCGACGAGUCAAGCCAUAUCGAUACCUAGUUCCACGAGCGUCCAAUUGCCGGUGGCGAGCGUGGCCAAUGUAGCCAACGUCGCCAACGGGGGCGUCGGUAUGCCGAAUGGGGGGGAUUCCAAGAACGGGAAUGGGAAGGAGACAAAGUCACCUCCGAGUCCGGCCGGGCAAGGCGGCGGCGUGGCGGUGCGCGGCGGCGGCGUGGGCGGCAUGGGCGUGGUGCCCGUGCAGGUGCCCGUGAGCGUGGCCAACGGACACACCGUGUACCACACCGUGCACGUGCCCGUGCACGCGCCGCACCUGCAGAUCAUCCCGCAGCUGCAGCAGAUGCAAGCGCAGCCGCAAGUCGCGAACGUGCUGACGCCGUCCGGUCAAAUACAACAGAUACAGAUAGCGUCACUUGGAAACGUCCAGCAGGGCGGCGGGGGCCAGGCCGGCGCGGCGCAGGGGCAGCCCACCAUCACUCUGCAGAUGCCGACGCUGGGCGUGGGCGGGCUGGGCGGCGCCGUGCAGCUCGUGCCGGCCGUGGGGCUGCCGGGAGCAGUGCAGCUCGCGCAGCUGCCGCAGGCGCAGCCCCAGGCGCAGCCGCAGCCCGUCAUAGAAACACCAUUUCCAGGCCAGCAGAUUCAGCAAGAUCCAAACGAGCCUGGGAAGUGGCAAGUGGUAACAGUCAGUUCGGGGAACACCACCACUACUGAAUGCGAGGCGAAUAAAAACAGGCCCAAUAGUCCGAACAGUGGGAAGCGGUUGAUGAAGCGAGUCGCGUGCACGUGCCCUAACUGUGAUCAAGGAGAAAACCGACUGGUGGACCGCAAGAAGCAGCACGUGUGUCACAUCCCGGGCUGCAACAAGGUGUACGGCAAGACGUCCCACCUGCGCGCGCAUCUGCGCUGGCACUCCGGCGAGCGACCUUUCCUUUGUAACUGGCUCUUCUGUGGAAAGAGGUUUACGCGAUCAGACGAGUUACAACGACAUCGACGUACGCAUACAGGCGAAAAACGUUUUGAAUGUCCCGAGUGCAGCAAACGGUUCAUGCGCUCCGACCACCUCGCCAAGCACGUGCGGAUACACACCAAGAAUAGAAUAACUGAGGUGGCUACAUCAACCCAAUCUAUGUACUCCGACUCGGGUGAUGACAGUUGUGAUGAGAAAAUGAUGCUUACCAUAGAAACAAUGCACCAAGGCGGUGAUAACGAAGAGAAGCUGGUCAUGAUAAGGCCUGGGACUAAAAUAGACCCUGACCACAUUGAUAGCUAAAGUAACGUCACUUAAGAAUUAGUUAAAAAGUACUGGGAUUACUGUGAUGACAUCAAAUCAAUGGUUUUUAGUGGACUUUGGAGAUAUUUCCUAAGGCCUUAAGAAGUAUAGUUUAAGGAUAAUUAUGUGCAGUGUUUGUGCGUAUGAGUAAACAACGUAUACAAGAUGGUUGUUUACACCUCAAGGUCACGAAGGUCGGUUAUAAGACUGUCAUGGUGCAAUUAAAAAAAUAAAUCAUGCUAUGAUUGUAUCCCCAGUGUAAUGAUAAUACUGCAAAUGGCAUUACCUAGUAUUUAAAAGUAGCUAAAAUCAUAUAAAUAGUAUAAGAAUCUAACACAAUCUUUUGCGUUUCAAAAGAGUAAUAUAUUUUUUCACAGAUAGACGUAACUUGUAAGAUUAAAGUACAUUAGGGUACAUAUACUACAAUUAUCUAUUAAAGCAUUGUUUGUGUUACUUUUAAAUCAGCUACAUGAUGUAUGCAUUAAUCGGUUGAUUACUGCGUUUUUUGUCCAUUUCUACAUUGAUGUUCUGCUAUUAUAACUAAAUACGAGUCAUUUGAUUUAUAUUGUAUAAAACAGAAGUCCAAAGUAAACUUUAAAUUGUUUUGUAAGUAGUUUUAUAGAUGUGAAAAAUUCGAUUAUUGCAUCUUGAUUAAUGUUUUGAUAUGAACAUAACUUAUGAUUCCAUAUUAAUGUACUAAUAUAGACAUUAUUUAUAGAUUUUAGGAUAUUUUUAGUCAUACACACAAACAUGGAAAAUGUUUUGCUUUUGUAUUAUACACGUACGAUUUUAACUUUUGAUUGAUAAUUUUUCUGUGUUUUUUAUCACAAUAUUAUUAAAGUAGAUUGUUUAUUUAUUCGAAGCCGCCUUAUAAGUUUUUAUAUUUUAGUGUAUGUGUAUUGUACAUUGUUAUAAACAUUGUGGCGAUCAGUUUUUAAAAUAAUUUUAAAAAUUAUUAAAUUAAAGAGAAAUAUAUAAUAGUGUAAAUAUAUUCCUUAUGUGUAAAAAAUGAAAUGAUUAUAUGUGCGUAGAUAGUGAAAAAUUGGUCUGUGAUCAAAAUUUAUGUAAUUUAUAUUUUACUUGUCAAUGUCUUAGAGAUCGCACACAUUUGUAAUUAUGUAAUUAUAACUUAAAUUCUUAGAUUUGAAGCGUACAUGGUAAUUAUACUUAUUUUUUAUUAAGGGUGGAUAAAAGAUCUACUUGUAAUAUGAUAAUCUCUGUACUUCCUUGCUACUACUCAUUUUCGCAGUCCAGGGUUCGACAUGAAGGCUAAACAUUUUAAUUAGGAAUUUUAAUACUUUAGUUAUUGUUUCUUACGUAAAAAAUCGGAUACCUUUUGGACGUUCUACAAACGAAAUCAACAAACGUUCGACUUUGUCUAUGUUUGCUGGGCUGUGAAACGCUUACGAUGUUUUUAAUUUGGCGCCACGUUUAGUACGUUCAAGGUACUAGGUCGAAAACCUUCCCGCAAGUCAAUAGAAUCUUAAGAAAUGCCUACCGGAUAAACAAAGUAAUAUCCAUUUUUAUAAAUAUAAAUGAGUAAGUGUAGUGUAUAUUUAAAUCAUUUUUGCAGACAUAUUGUUUAUUUAAUCUUUAAUAGAUACGUAGUUUUUGCUUGCUAUUUGUAAUAAAUCUUUUUGCGAUAAUGUUAAGAACACAUGUGAUAUUCAAAAACAACAAAACAAUAUAGACUUCUGGUAUUACUCUUUUAUAAAAAAUCUUUUUAUUGUGAAUUGAAAAAUUUCCUUUUAUGGGACAAGCCAGGUUCGCUUUUAUUUGUUGUAAUCUGUUUAGCCGAUGAGUUGAUCAAGUAAUGCUUUUAUUAUUAUAAUGUCCACAGUUUCAUAGUUAAAUCAAAAACUUUUUUAGUUAUUCAAAAUUAUUUGCAUAAUCAUGUAUGGUCACGUACAUUCGUUUUACAUAUUUAGUAACAUCGCUUGGAAAUGUAAUAAUGUAUUGUUUAUGAAAGGGAUACAGUAUAAAAUAAAAAUGUUUAAAUCGCGGUAUUCUAUGUUUUGAUUCUUAAAUUACUUGAACAAAUAUACGUACAAACCAGACACAUCGAAGAUUUUAGUGGGUCCAAAUAGGCUUGCUAGAAAUUGUAAAUAUAGGAACUAAAUAUUGUACAGUGUGAAAAAUCUGUAAAUAUCAUUGUUGAAACAGUUGAUUAAAAAUAUUUUCUAUUUUAAA